AUGGCAACAUCAGUAUCACCAUCAACACGCUUACACCCAGGUACAUCCCUCGCUCAUGCCUUCACCCGACCGAGCGCAGUCCCAUCCCUCGCCUCGCUAGACAGCGCCUUCGAGCUGCAGGAAUAUCUUGCGCUGCUGCUACGAUACGACACGCAUUCGAUUACUAGGCUGACGAAGCUUCCAACGGGGGUUGAUGGGGAAGAGGUAGAGAAAUGGGCGUGGGUGUAUGAACAGAUGCGACGACUGGUGGAGGAUAUGAACGAUCCGCUUAUCACUCAGCUGCAACUCGAAUGCACGAGAUUAACAUGCCCUGAGAUGAAGGCGAACGAGUGGCAGUAUGUAUGCACCGCACACGGGGCAGGACAGUCGACUAUGGGGCAAUGUUGUGCAAUAGACUAUACGUUACAUACGAUCGACCACACUACGGCACUACUCAACUCUCCGAAGAACUUCCCUUCCCGCCUAUCUGUCCCCCAGACAUCACAACGGCAUUUCCCAGCCAUAGCGCGCAGACUCGCACGCGUGUUCAUGCAUGCGUACUUCCACCACCGGGAGGUGUUCGAAGAGUCCGAGGCAGAACACUCCGUGUAUGCGCGAUUCAAAGCCCUCGUGAGGACGUACGACCUCCUCGACCCUGAAUUCCUCAUGAUCCCC
Molecule: messenger RNA, 654 nt
Organism: Dacryopinax primogenitus
Lineage: Eukaryota; Fungi; Basidiomycota; Dacrymycetes; Dacrymycetales; Dacrymycetaceae
Product: Mob1/phocein
Exons: 4
Cellular component (GO): cytoplasm
Source: RefSeq, a predicted model, not a curated record